CUUAAACUGUUCUAUAAGGCGGUGUUUGUUCGUAGAUGACGUUUGUUUUCGUUUGAUUUAGUGAAAUUUUACUAUCGGCGAAACAAGUUAAAUAAAUUAAUAGCGUUUGCGGCUUAAUUGUUUCUACACCAUAGAAAGAAUAUAAUAAAACUUGUUUAAUAGUUCUGACGUAUAAUGGGUUGGGGAUUUGUUACUUGUGGUCCCAAUGAAGCGCUUGUGGUUUCGGGAUGCUGCUACAUGAAGCCAUUGCUGGUUCCUGGCGGACGGGCCUUCGUAUGGCCUACCAUACAGCAAGUACAAAGAAUCUCACUCAAUACGAUGACACUGCAAGUGGAGAGUCCCUGUGUUUACACCAGUCAGGGUGUACCCAUUUCGGUAACUGGCAUUGCACAAGUAAAGAUUCAGGGACAAAACGAGGAUAUGUUAUUGACUGCUUGUGAACAAUUUCUCGGCAAAGGCGAAGCUGAAAUACAGCAUAUUGCGUUGGUAACGCUUGAAGGGCAUCAGCGUGCAAUUAUGGGCUCCAUGACGGUUGAAGAAAUCUAUAAGGAUCGCAAAAAAUUCAGUAAACAAGUGUUCGAGGUGGCGUCAUCUGAUUUGGCCAACAUGGGCAUAACGGUUGUCUCGUACACCAUCAAAGACAUACGUGACGAAGAAGGUGAUUCAAAGGGUUAUCUAAAAUCUCUGGGUAUGGCACGCACCGCCGAGGUGAAACGUGAUGCACGCAUUGGUGAGGCCGAAGCGCGUUGUGAUGCCCAGAUUAAAGAGGCCAUUGCUGAGGAGCAACGUAUGGCAUCACGUUUCCUCAACGACACCGAAAUCGCCAAGGCACAACGUGAUUUCGAAUUGAAGAAGGCCGCCUACGAUGUAGAAGUGCAAACGAAAAAAGCCGAAGCGGAAAUGGCUUAUGAGUUGCAGGCUGCAAAAACAAAACAACGCAUCAAAGAGGAACAGAUGCAAGUGAAAGUGAUUGAACGUACUCAGGAAAUUGUCGUACAAGAGCAGGAGAUACAGCGUCGCGAAAAAGAGCUCGAGGCCACUGUACGUCGACCAGCUGAAGCAGAAAAAUUCCGUUUGGAAAAAAUAGCCGAAGCUAAUAAACUUCGUGUCGUUAUGGAGGCUGAGGCCGAAGCUGAAUCGAUUAAAAUACGUGGUGAGGCUGAGGCAUUUGCUAUUGAAGCUAAAGCGAAGGCUGAGGCAAGGCAGAAGGAACAAAAAGCGCUAGCUUGGAGUGAAUACCGCGAAGCGGCCAUGGUCGAAAUGCUGCUGGAAACAUUGCCAAAGGUUGCCGCCGAGGUUGCUGCGCCAUUGUCGCAAGCUAAGAAGAUUACCAUGGUUUCAAGCGGACAAGGUGAUAUCGGUGCUGCCAAAUUGACCGGUGAAGUGUUGCAGAUCGUUAACAAAGUGCCAGAAUUGGUGAAGAAUAUUACUGGGGUCGACAUUGCCCGGUCUGUGCAUGCUGGCUAAAUUACAAACACUAUGCUUCUACCAAAAAAAAAUAAUGAAGUAAAGAACGCACACGAAUAUGUAUUGCACAAAAGAAAAAAGUGUCAAAAUUCUUAAACCAAAGAUUCUUAAAAGACGUAACCACAAAAAACAAAAAAAUUGCCAUAACGAAUUAUGUCCUGCACAUAAACAUAUUUGUAUGUAAAUUUGGAAAAUGACAACGAUACAUUUUUGGAAAAAAAACAUUUUCGACAAGUGUACAUAAAAUUUAUAAACAACACAAUAAGUAAGCACAAGAAAAUUUCCAAAUUCUCUAAAAGGAUGUGGGAUCGAGGAAUUUGACAUUUUGCUUCAUGCAUCAAGGUGUUGUUAGUCUUAAGCGCAAAAUCGCAAAAAUUUACUUUGAAAACAAAUGCAAAAAAAUCUAUAAAAAUCUAAAAAAAAUAAUAUCGAAAAAUACUUGUAAUGGAAGACAAAUUUAUAAAAUAUAACCAAAAUGUAGCAACUGUACUGCUGCGCGAAUUGCAUACAAAAUUUUGUCUAUCUUUCUAACAUUUACAAUUUUCAAAACAUACUCGCUCUACUUAUAGUCGUAUAUCAAGUACACUUUCAAGAUUAACAGCUAUACACACACACGCACGCCUACUUACCCACUUAACGCCUGUACUUCGUUGCAAGUAAAUAAAUUUCAAGUGAAUUGUUUUUCCAAGAACAGCCCAUAAUUAAUCAGCCAGUAAGAUUGUAAGCAGUUUUAUACUAUGUAACUCAAACUACAGAACUAUUAUGUCGGUUUGGUUGAGACAAGUCGCACUGGCUGUUUUAGUAGGAAACCCAUUUAGUUUGCGAAUAUUUGCUGAGAUAAAGCUUGUAUGUGCGUGCAUGUGUGUGUAUGAAAAGACUUCUGCGUAAGAGCAACAAUGAGAAGUGGAAUUUUGUAUUGUGACGGUAGUUGAGAUUAGUGCAUUAUUUUGCAAGAAGUUCAUAUUUCCUUAAACGUAAUAAAAAAAUUAAUAUGUAAAAAUAUUAUAUUUAUA
Messenger RNA from Anastrepha obliqua, 2480 nucleotides. It is a transcript of the gene Flo1, whose product is annotated as flotillin-1. The transcript has 8 exons. The record is from RefSeq and is a predicted model, not a curated record. Lineage: Eukaryota; Metazoa; Arthropoda; Insecta; Diptera; Tephritidae. The coding region runs from base 175 to 1467 and encodes 430 amino acids. Gene Ontology annotation, cellular component: plasma membrane. Gene Ontology annotation, biological process: regulation of receptor internalization; positive regulation of cell junction assembly; positive regulation of cell-cell adhesion mediated by cadherin.